Molecule: messenger RNA, 1422 nt
Organism: Cylindrotheca closterium
Lineage: Eukaryota; Bacillariophyta; Bacillariophyceae; Bacillariales; Bacillariaceae
Source: the annotation of a GenBank genome assembly
AUGCGAGAACAAAAACCAAAAUAUCAGCAAUAUUUAUUUCGAAAUGUCAACUGGCACGAUAAAUGUUCACCAGUUUCCCAGACCAUGAGGAUUCCCACAAUUGCACAAUUGCAAAACUAUCAGCCAUCAGCCAUCGAAUAUCGCAACAUUUUCUUUCAUCGGCACACAUCUCCGAUGAUGGCUACGAGCCGAGGUGGUUCCAAUCCAAUGGACACCAUUAUCGCACAAGACUUGAACCAGUUAUCUUUUCAAGAGCGAUGUGCUGUAUACGAAGAAAUCCAUGGUGUUGAUUCUCCUCGGUUGGAAGAAGAGACGGAACAAGCAGUGAAUACAAAGCUAACCGCAUUGCAGGAUGAGAUUGAAAGGAUCGCUAUCAAACCAGCUUAUGAUCAGGCAAUGCAAAUGUCAAAUGUUUAUGUCACAAGUCGAAAGUUCCUACUCAUGUUUCUUCGAGCAGAGUCAAUGGAUCCAGCAAAGGCCGCUAAUCGUCUCGUGAAAUUUAUGGAGCGAAAGUUGGAGUACUUUGGACCUGAGUCGCUUGCGAGGGCAAUAUGUUCCAGUGAUCUUGAUAGCGACGACCUGAAUAACUUGAAAACUGGUGUGCUGCAAGUUUUGCCCGAGAAAGAUAGAAGUGGCCGAGCUGUUAUUGGCAUGUUCCUGAAGCUGAUAUCGUCACUACCCUACAGGCAUCCAGCUAGUAUGGUAAAGAUUAUGACUUUCCUGUACCUUUCAAUGAUUGAAAACGACGACGAAGCUCAGAAAAAGGGCACUGUGAUGAUUCUCUACUUCAUUGGGGAUGGGCCGUUUGAUUGGGACCACGGUUUCCAACAAAGCGGGGGCACAACCAUCCCAGAGUGGCUUCCAGGAAAAUUCAAGUGCAUCCACCUCUGUACACCCCCGAACUUGGCCAAUUCGAUAGGCCAUGCGAUUGCAAAUCAAUUGCAUCCAAGCCUUCGAGUUCGUUUCCGAGUGCAGAGCUGUGAGUCGCAAACGGAGUGCCACCGCAAACUAAUGACGUUUGGACUACCGGUCCAUGUAAUUCCAGUCACCACUGGGAUGAAACUCAAGACUGGAACUCAUCUGCGAUGGAUGGCAAAGCAGAACACUCGAGAUGCGUCGAUCCUCCAAACAGGAAACUUUCCAGGAAUUGAUCUCCCAGGAUCACAUGAUAUAUUGCUGGGCAGAGGCAAGACGCUUCAAGAACACUUGGGGAAUCAAAUCAUGAGAUCACUUGUUCGUGAAUGGCUUUUCCGGUACACUGAAGCUGACAGGAUUAUGAAAACGAACAUUGCCUGGGAAUUGGUGACUCGCAUCAAACAGGGAGGUUCCAGAUUCUUGGCACGUUCGGAUGACGGCUGGUGGGCCGAGGUGAUUGAUGAUUUGGCGAGAGAGAAAGUAUCUGAGAAUGCCGAGAUAUUGUGA